AGAAGUGAAACUUAAUUCUUGGUCCGUGGCGAUCUUUCCUCCCCCAAAAGAAAAGUUUUCUCCAUUAAUCCAAGCUAUGGCAUUUCCGUAACAUCUCCUCGGCUGCCUUGUAGACUAUAUCUACAAUAUAUAUAAACUGACAGCAGCCAACUUCCUUGGCGACAACACGCACGCGGCCAAACGCGACGCCUCCGCUCUCAAACCUGCCGGCGAAGCAAAAACAAAUCGGAAAACGGAAUACUCCUCCUUUCUGAUGACAGAGAGGAGGAACGGCGGAGCGGCCGAGACCACCGGACGACAAGGCCCAGGCGGCGGCGGCUGCGGCGAGAGGGACCAUGACUAGGGCUCUAACCAGGAAUUCGCUAAUGGCGGCCGUCGGCCUCUGGACGAGGCUGAGAUCCGGACCUGUUCUCUCAUCCUAUUACCAUUUGUGCGGAAAAUAUGGCACCUCUGGCUGCAAGAACGGGCAGCGCCACCAGGAGUACUCCACCGAAUCGGCCGCGGCCGAGGUGGAGGUGGCGGAGGGGUUGCGGCCGCUGCCGGGAGGCGGUGGUGGCUGGGAUUUCGUGGGAGCGAGGGAGUAUCUGGAGUAUAGAAGGGCCUUGUAUGGAGAGAUCACGCACAAGGCCGUCCUCGUGGACGCCGUCGGCACCCUCGUCGUCCCCUCUCAACCGAUGGCUCAGAUUUACAGGAAUCUUGGUGAGAAAUAUGGCGUCCAGUACUCAGAAGAUGAGAUAUUGAGUCGGUACCGUUGGGCCUAUGAGCAGCCAUGGGGCAGAUCUCGGUUGAGGUAUGUGGCUGAUGGGAGGCCCUUUUGGCAAUUCAUAGUUACUUCUUCUACAGGGUGUUCAGAUUUACAAUACUUCGAAGAGCUGUAUCAAUACUAUUCAACAGAAAAGGCUUGGCAUCUUUGUGAUCCUGAUGCAGAAAAAGUUUUUCAAGCUUUGAGAAAGGCUGGAGUGAAAACAGCUAUAGUCUCGAAUUUUGACACCCGCUUACGGUCUCUGCUGCAAGCGCUAAAAUGUGAUCACUGGUUUGAUGCAGUUGCGGUGUCAGCUGAGGUAGCAGCUGAAAAGCCCAACCCGACAAUAUUUUUGAAGGCGUGUGAGUUGUUGGGAGUAAAACCUGAGGAAGCAGUGCAUGUCGGUGAUGAUCGCAGGAAUGAUAUAUGGGGAGCUAGGGAUGCAGGUUGUGAUGCAUGGCUUUGGGGCAGCGAUGUCCACUCUUUCAAGGAGGUUGCCCAAAGAAUUGGUGUCCAAGUUUGAGGAAGCAGUCAUGCUCAUGCCGCCAAAAAAAAAAUAGUGAGGAAGAAGGGAGAUGUAUCAGGAAAAUGAGAUCUUCAUGAAUUUUCAGUUUCUGAAGUUGGAAAUAAUUAUGUGAACUUGGCUAUCCAUCAUAACUAUCUACUACGAUAUUUUGCUGUUGGGAAUACUGUAACAUGAGCAAGGAAAAUGCAAGUCCCUUUGAGAAAAAAGAGAGAAGAGUAUGGGAUAUGUAACAAAAAAAAGAAAAUCUUCUCUCGAGGGAGCUACCUAAUCUAGACUAGAGUAUGUUCAUGGAAUUUUGAAAUAGAUUUGAGUUGGCCU
Messenger RNA from Phoenix dactylifera (date palm), 1586 nucleotides. The record is from RefSeq and is a predicted model, not a curated record. Lineage: Eukaryota; Viridiplantae; Streptophyta; Magnoliopsida; Arecales; Arecaceae.